AGCGAAUGGUCUAGUGGAAAGAUUCCACAGACAACUGAAAAGCUCCCUGAUGGCGCAGAAUGAUACAUCUAAGUGGAGUGAAUACUUACCUUUGAUUUUACUUGGUAUCCGUUCUACUAUCAAAGAAGAUUUAGGAUGUACACCGGCUCAACUUGUCUAUGGCACCAACCUAACCUUGCCUGGACAGCUAGUCCCCUCAGCCGAUUCCACAGACGUGAACAUUGCCGACUUCACUAACCGAUUAACUAGACAAAUGCUUCAACUUCAACCAACAGCACCUCGACAAUCUCCCCGAAGAGAUCAGAUCAACAAACAUCUACAAACUUGCAAAUUCGUCUUCAUUCGAGUCGACGCCAUCAGAAAAGGAUUGCAACCUCCAUACGAAGGACCCUUUCAAGUUAUUAAACGUUCAGACAAACACUUUACAGUGAACAAGAAUGGAAGACGAGAGACUGUUUCAAUUGAUCGAAUCAAACCCGCAUACACCGACAACGACUUCGAAUCUACAUCGGCAGCUGCGCAAUCAAAUAAUCAAACAUCCGAAUCCCCUCCACCGGCACCAAGUCUUAUCCUCCCUCCAUAUCACACACGUAGUGGUCGGCAAAUCAGUAAACCGGCUCGCUACGUUCAUUUUGAGGACUAACAAAAGAAAAAUAAUUAAAAAUUAUUAUUAUCUUUUUCGUUUAGACAUUAUCAUCAUGACCGUUAGUAUUUCGUCGUAAACUUUGAUGUUACUAUCACUAUUAUUUAUUUAUAUGUACCUCACCGAAAAAACAGGUAGUGUCCUUUCCAAAAAC
Messenger RNA from Trichobilharzia regenti, 797 nucleotides. The record is from the annotation of a GenBank genome assembly. NCBI's taxonomy places the organism in Eukaryota, Metazoa, Platyhelminthes, Trematoda, Strigeidida, Schistosomatidae.